This is a messenger RNA of Panicum hallii, 1334 nucleotides long. RefSeq names its product dihydroceramide fatty acyl 2-hydroxylase FAH1-like. Bases 241 to 954 code for a protein of 237 amino acids. NCBI's taxonomy places the organism in Eukaryota, Viridiplantae, Streptophyta, Magnoliopsida, Poales, Poaceae. The transcript is spliced from 8 exons. Gene Ontology annotation, biological process: fatty acid metabolic process; lipid biosynthetic process. Gene Ontology annotation, molecular function: iron ion binding; fatty acid 2-hydroxylase activity. Gene Ontology annotation, cellular component: endoplasmic reticulum; membrane. The record is from RefSeq and is a predicted model, not a curated record.
CGUCAUGUGUACAAAAGCCGGCGCCUUUGGCUUCCCCAUCUCCCCUUUCUUCCUUGCCCACCUCCGAGCUCCCACGGCGAAGCAGCGGCGGCGAGCGGGAGGCUAGGCAGUGGAGUCUCUUUCUCUUGCGCGCCCCCCGUGCCGGAAGCACGCGUCAGCCCUCUUCAUCUCACCUGCGGGAAACGCCGGCGCCGGAGCCGGCAUUCUGCUUCAUUGCGCUGCCAUCAUUGUUCGGAGAAAAUGGUUGCGGCAGCCUUUACAGUGGAUUUGGACAAGCCUCUUGUAUUCCAGGUUGGCCAUCUAGAGGAGCAGUAUCAGGAAUGGGUUCACCAGCCGAUUGUUAGCAAGGAAGGGCCACGGUUUUUUGAAAAUGAUGUAUUGGAGUUCUUGACACGCACGAAAUGGUGGGCAGUUCCUCUUAUCUGGUUGCCUGUCGUCUAUUGGUGCUUGAGUACUUCUAUCCAGAUGGGCCGUACAAUUACAGAAGUAGCUAUGAUGGUUGUGUUUGGAAUAUUUCUGUGGACACUGAUCGAAUAUGUGUUGCACCGAUUCUUGUUCCACAUAAAAACUAAAAGUUACUGGGGAAACACAGCGCAUUAUCUUCUUCACGGUUGCCAUCACAAGCAUCCCAUGGAUGGACUUCGACUUGUCUUUCCACCAGCAGCAGCAGCUAUUUUGUGCUUUCCGUUCUGGAACCUGAUCAAGCUAUUUUCAACUCCGUCCACCACUCCUGGCUUGUUUGGAGGUGGCCUGUUGGGUUAUGUGAUCUAUGAUUGCACACACUACUACUUGCAUCAUGGUCAGCCAUCAUCAGAUCCUGCAAAACAUCUCAAGAAAUACCAUCUGAACCAUCACUUUAGAAUUCAAACCAAGGGCUUUGGGAUAACUUCGACCCUGUGGGAUCAUGUAUUUGGCACAUUGCCUUCAACAAAAGCUGCUGACAAGAGCAUUUGAUUUCAACUGAAUCUUCCACCUUGCAAAGGCUAAUAGUGAGAUUUUCAUUGAUCGGUGGUGGAUCUGUUGUAUGAGUUACUAUUAAUCAGUUUCUGAAUCUUCUCUGCCUACCAACUGCGGAUCUAAUCACCAGUUGCAGGCUCGCAGACAUCACUGAAGUUUCUCUCCGGUGCUUCCUCCCUCCAAGAACAAUUUCAUUUCAAGUCCAGUUCAUCAGUGAUCAUUCAGAUUGUCUGUAAUGUCUGUUGUUAGAUUACCAUGUAUGUACAGAGUUUUCUAGUAUAGCCUCUGCAAUCGCUUUUGGUAGCCACAGACAGAUAUAUAUCUACAUAAUUUUGAGACAAGUAAUUUCUUAACAGAUUGGACUUUUCUCAUUGCAA